Messenger RNA from Suillus subalutaceus, 2070 nucleotides. RefSeq lists its product as uncharacterized. Gene Ontology annotation, cellular component: cytosol; nucleus. Gene Ontology annotation, biological process: protein deubiquitination. The transcript has 9 exons. The coding region runs from base 1 to 1662 and encodes 553 amino acids. NCBI's taxonomy places the organism in Eukaryota, Fungi, Basidiomycota, Agaricomycetes, Boletales, Suillaceae. The record is from RefSeq and is a predicted model, not a curated record.
AUGCACUAUCACGAUGAGGCGAAAGAAUCUAAUAGCAUUGAGAUUUUGACCACAUUGAUGGAUGGAAGUGUGGACCAUGAAGUAGCCAGGCGCGUCCUACGGAAAUUCGAUGGCGAUGUAGAGAAAGCAGCUUCCGCCAUGAUCGAGGGCGACAGGGGAGAAGACACACAGUCGUCGUUAUGGACGUCGCACUCGCAGAUGGAGAUAAACCAGCCCAGACCGUUGGCUCCUGCUGCUGUUCGCCCGAGCUCACCGAUCAAUAUCGACCUCACGGGUGACGACGAUCAGAAUGACGAGUUUUCGCGCGCUUUGAAAGCGUCACUCGAGACAGCCUCCCAAGAGGGUCCGAUGUUUGGACCGAGCGAACGGCCUCCUGAUGCCAAUUGGGCGAUGGUGCCUUCGAAUCAGAAUGAUGUUGCUGCGGACGACCUGGAUCGCGCUAUACAAGCUAGCUUUGAGCAGGCUGAUACUGGCGAUGAAUACCAACCUUUACCCCUCGACCAGCAAUGGCGGAAGGAAGGCUGGCCUGUCACUUUACGUCCAACGAAACAUACGAUGGUAUACGCAGCUCUGGUUCUGCACGCGCUUUUCUAUGUUCCACAGAUUCGUGAACGCGUUGCAAAUUGGCGGCCAGCUCUGCCCGAAGGCGCAACGGAAGCUGAACCCCCAAAGAAUGGGCCAGAGCUCCUCAUGUGGAAGCUCGUCGAAACAUUCACCAACAUGGAUCUCGCAAAGCUUGUGGACCUGGACGCUCAUGAGGUGCUGGAGGGGUUCAAGCCUGAGCCCUGGUCAAACCCGGCGCAAUCUCCGGGCGAGCUAUCUCAACGAUUCUUCGAAAAGGUAGCAGGCGCCCUCGACAAAGUGUUCACCCAUGAAUUCAUUCGUACUGGACAGGCAAAACAGCGCAUCAUGCAGUUCCAAUAUGGGAACAGCAAUUUCGACGACGAACCCGGAGAGCUCCUGCAAGAUGCUUCCAUCGUCCGUGUCGAAGCCCUUGGACGGAGCGAAACGAAUGACCUCGUCGGUCGCCUUUCUGCGCAGCUUUCCAGUAAUAAGGAUGAUAUCAAGCGCCAGGUUAUUUUCGAGCCCUCGGAGAUGAUUGCAUUUCAUCUCGCGCGCUCGGGCACUGUCACGGGCGAGCGCAAGCCAUUUAAAUACCCGAAGCACAUCUAUCUCGACCAGUUCCUUAAGGAAAAUAUUGAGCUGGCAGAGAGCAAGAGGGUGCAGCAGCGGGACCUUCAUGCAGAAAUUCAAAAGCUGGUGUUGCAUAACAAAUCCUUGACGCAUUUCAAUGACAAAGACACCCUAGCGGACCUGCGGUCAUCGAUAUACUAUUACGAGAAUGUAGCAGAUGCGAAGGGCGACGACGAGCGUGCUCGUGUCACCCAAAUUAUGGCUCAAAAACUAAAGAAUAUCCUCGCUCAGGUAGAGAAGGAAAUCAAAGUCUCGGACAUCAACAUUGCGAAGAUGCGUGAUCAAGCCGCAACGCUUCUAGAUUGCCCUGAACUCCAACGCGCCAGAAUUGAUGUAGAGAACCAUAAUCGUGUGUUAUUGGAGCAGUUGCAGUUUUCAGAAGCGGAGAGUCAUGCCAAUCAGGACAAGGAAAACGUCUUGACCUAUACCGAGGAGGACCGAAUGGAAUCAAUGGAUGUUUUAUGCUGACUUGAAUGAAAAUAAACUUUAUGUUGGGGAUGCUGGGUCAGAGUAAAUGCCGUCGUACAAACCGAGCGGCUAACGAUGGAUAAUUAUAAAAUCUGUUGCUGUAGCAAGGUACAUGGAAAGUUACGUGUGGUAAUGGGAAGAAAAAAGCUCUGUAGACGUUCUAGACGAGUCUCUAUCGCGUCCAUCGAGCAAGGCGUAGCGUCGAGAGAAGGCAAAAAAAAUGUAACGAGAAGAAAAUAUAAAUAAGGGGCAAUCACGGCCACUGCAUGUCCAUCAGUAGACCAGCGAGCCGCAAGAAGUAGACAAGCACAACGUAAAAAUGAAAGAAGAGCAAUAGCAUCAGAUCCAUAAGAAUUCACUCCGUGGCAGGCUUCCCUAGUCGAAGCGCAUUGCAUCCAGCGACGGGUU